This is a messenger RNA of Gigantopelta aegis, 1329 nucleotides long. RefSeq lists its product as uncharacterized. NCBI's taxonomy places the organism in Eukaryota, Metazoa, Mollusca, Gastropoda, Neomphalida, Peltospiridae. Bases 221 to 610 code for a protein of 129 amino acids. The transcript has 5 exons. The record is from RefSeq and is a predicted model, not a curated record.
UGCAUGACUAUCCAGUCUAGACUUCAUCUACAUAAUUUCCUGCACACGCGCCUUUUGUCACUACUCCACUCCACUCCACUACUCCACGAUUCAGUAGUAACAAAGGGGCUUUGUUGCAAGUGACUGGAGCUUGAACGUGCCGGAAGUAAUUUAGUGGCUGAUCGGGCUGCUCAGCGCUAUGCAAAUCAAGGGCAGAUAAGGGGACACCAGUCGACUUAGAAUGGAUGAACAUCUGGUGCUUUACGGACUUCUACUCACUUCUCUUAUUUCAGGCGUUGAAGGCGUCACCUGCAUGAAAAGUGAAAUACGAAGAGGAGUAGUCAGGAAGACAUAUUUCGAGUGCGCAAAUCAUUAUCAUUGCUGUGGGACAAAGUUAGAAAAAGAGUGCUGCAUUAAUAAAGGGCUUCUUGUGGUCAUUGGGUCUGCUACUGGAGUGGUAUUGAUGCUAUGUCUUAUUGGAUAUAUUGCGUGGAAAUCUAGGAAAGAAAAAUCUAUGAGAAAAGAAGUCCCAGAAGUCCCAACAAAAUCUACGAAAAAAGAAGCCCCAGAAGAAGCCCCCCAUAAAUCUAAGAGAGAAAAGAAACACAGAGCAAGUACAUCGGCAGUUUAAUCAGUGUGUGAAUCAAGCCAUACAAACAUCACCAUAUUCAUUAGUCUGCAUACCUCCAGGACUAGAAUUAUUACUAAAACAGUCAGCAUUUAUACCAACUCACAAUGUCAUAUACAUGUAUAUGCUACUUGCUUGAUAUUGUUUCAGUUAAUUAUGGACUGGAGGUAGUGGGGAAGGUGGUACAGCUGAGCUUGUAUUUGUGUAUUACUCUUUAUUAUCAUAGCCUAAGGGCAUUGGGGAAUAAAGAAAAAAUAAUAAAGUUAUGAAUAUAGUUUUAAUCUUUAUUUCCAUGAAAGUAAAUUUUAUACAUAUAAUUUUUAUACAUUUUGAUCCUGCUUUGGUUUUGAAGCCAUUUUCAUUCAUUUUUCUUAUUUACUGUAAGUAACCGCAUUAGAAUUGUAUGAAAAUAUUCAAAUGAACGUUUCCAUAAGUGUUAAAAUAAAUGUACACGUAUACUUUUGAUGGGAAAGUGUUGAUUUAGUUUCUGUGGUAGUUCAUUUCUAUCUUACUUGUGUAAUGUGGUCAAUACCCUCAUGGCCAUUUGUAUGCAUUUUGUUUUCUUUCAUAUAAUAAAAAUAUAGUUAUUUUCUUUUUGAUCGAGAAACAGCUACAUGUAUAUGACCUGUAAAUAGUGAUAUUGCCUUGUGAUGCAAUUACCAGCAGAGGUUUUAUUGACUGCUAGGAUGAGCAUACUUCCGAAUAAAGUCUGUCUGUCUGUU